Molossus molossus (Pallas's mastiff bat) is the source of this 3264-nucleotide messenger RNA. RefSeq names its product phospholipase C like 1 (inactive) (gene PLCL1). Lineage: Eukaryota; Metazoa; Chordata; Mammalia; Chiroptera; Molossidae. The record is from RefSeq and is a predicted model, not a curated record. Gene Ontology annotation, molecular function: phosphatidylinositol-4,5-bisphosphate phospholipase C activity. Gene Ontology annotation, biological process: lipid metabolic process; intracellular signal transduction. The transcript has 5 exons. The coding region runs from base 32 to 3025 and encodes 997 amino acids.
UGGAAGAAAGAAAACCGUGUCUUUCAGCAGCAUGCCAUCGGAGAAGAAAAUCAGCAGCGCCAGCGACUGCAUCAGCUUCAUGCAAGCCGGCUGCGAGCUGAAGAAGGUCCGGCCGAAUUCUCGCAUUUACAACCGUUUCUUCACUCUGGACACAGACCUCCAAGCUCUUCGCUGGGAGCCUUCCAAGAAGGACCUUGAGAAAGCUAAGCUUGAUAUUUCUGCCAUAAAAGAGAUCAGACUGGGGAAGAACACGGAAACAUUCAGGAACAAUGGCCUUGCCGACCAGAUCUGUGAGGACUGUGCCUUUUCCAUACUCCAUGGGGAAAACUACGAGUCUCUGGACCUAGUUGCUAAUUCAGCAGAUGUGGCAAACAUCUGGGUAUCAGGGUUGCGGUACCUUGUUUCUCGAAGUAAGCAACCGCUUGAUUUCAUGGAGGGCAACCAGAACACACCAAGGUUCAUGUGGUUGAAAACUGUGUUUGAAGCAGCAGAUAUCGAUGGGAAUGGGAUUAUGUUGGAAGACACCUCUGUGGAGUUAAUAAAACAACUCAACCCUACCCUGAAGGAAUCCAAGAUCAGGUUAAAGUUUAAAGAAAUCCAGAAGAGCAAAGAAAAGCUAACCACCCGAGUGACGGAAGAGGAGUUUUGUGAAGCUUUUUGUGAGCUUUGCACCAGGCCGGAAGUGUAUUUCUUACUUGUACAGAUAUCUAAAAACAAAGAAUACUUGGAUGCCAAUGAUCUGAUGCUCUUUUUAGAAGCCGAGCAAGGAGUCACACAUAUCACUGAGGAUAUGUGCUUGGAUAUUAUUCGGAGAUAUGAACUUUCUGAAGAGGGACGUCAAAAAGGGUUUCUCGCAAUUGAUGGCUUUACCCAGUAUUUGUUGUCACCAGAAUGUGACAUUUUUGAUCCCGAGCAAAAAAAGGUUGCCCAAGAUAUGACCCAGCCGUUAUCUCACUACUAUAUCAACGCCUCUCACAACACCUAUCUCAUAGAAGAUCAGUUCAGGGGGCCGGCUGAUAUUAAUGGGUAUGUUAGAGCUUUGAAAAUGGGCUGUCGAAGCAUUGAACUCGAUGUAAGUGAUGGUUCAGACAAUGAACCAAUCCUUUGUAAUCGAAACAACACGUCGACACACCUUUCCUUUCGAAGUGUCAUUGAGGUGAUAAACAAAUUUGCCUUUGUUGCUUCUGAAUACCCACUCAUUCUGUGCUUGGGGAACCAUUGCUCCCUACCACAGCAGAAGGUAAUGGUUCAACAGAUGAGAAAGGUCUUUGGCACUAAACUCUAUACCGAAGCACCUUCGCCAUCAGAAUCCUACCUCCCAUCACCAGAAAAAUUAAAAAGAAUGAUCAUUGUGAAAGGAAAGAAAUUGCCUUCUGGUUCAGAUGUUUUAGAAGGAGAAGUAACAGAUGAAGAUGAAGAAGCUGAAAUGUCUCGAAGGAUGUCAGCAGAUUACAACGGUGAGCAGAAACACAUCUGGCUGUGCAGAGAGCUUUCUGAUUUGGUGUCUAUUUGUAAAUCUGUUCAGUACCGGGAUUUUGAACUGUCUAUGAAAAGCCAAAACUACUGGGAAAUUUGUUCAUUUAGUGAAUCAGAGGCCAGCAGAAUUGCAAAUGAAUACCCAGAGGAUUUUGUCAAUUAUAAUAAGAAGUUCUUAUCAAGAAUCUAUCCAAGUGCCAUGAGGAUUGAUUCCAGUAACUUGAAUCCACAGGACUUCUGGAACUGUGGCUGUCAGAUUGUGGCAAUGAAUUUUCAGACUCCAGGUCCAAUGAUGGACCUUCACACAGGCUGGUUUCUUCAAAACGGAGGCUGUGGUUAUGUUCUAAGGCCAUCUAUCAUGAGGGAUGAAGUUUCUUACUUCAGUGCAAAUACAAAGGGCAUUGUACCUGGGGUGUCUCCUGUAGUUCUUCAUAUCAAGAUCAUCAGUGGUCAGAAUUUCCCAAAGCCCAAGGGAGCUUGUGCCAAAGGGGAUGUCAUAGAUCCCUACGUGUGCAUAGAGAUACAUGGACUACCAGCAGACUGCUCAGAACAAAGAACUAAGACUGUACAACAAAACAGUGAUAAUCCUAUUUUUGAUGAAACUUUUGAGUUUCAAGUUAACCUCCCUGAGCGGGCCAUGAUCCGCUUCGUCGUUCUGGAUGAUGACUACAUCGGGGAUGAGUUCAUAGGGCAGUAUACGAUACCGUUUGAGUGUUUGCAGCCGGGGUACCGGCAUGUCCCCCUGCGCUCGUUCGUGGGUGACGUCAUGGAGCACGUGACCCUUUUUGUCCACGUAGCAAUAACUAAUCGCAGCGGAGGAGGAAAGGCGCAGAAGCGCAGCCUCUCGGUGAGGAUGGGGAAGAAGGUUCGAGAGUACACCAUGCUCAGGAAUAUCGGUUUGAAAACCAUAGAUGACACCUUUAAAAUAGCAGUUCAUCCCUUACGAGAAGCCAUAGAGAUGAGAGAAAAUAUGCAGAAUGCCAUAGUGUCUGUUAAGGAGCUGUGUGGACUCCCUCCGAUCGCCAGUCUGAAGCAGUGCCUGUUGACUCUGUCCUCUCGGCUGAUCACUAGUGACAAUACUCCCUCAGUCUCUCUCGUGAUGAAAGACAACUUUCCUUAUCUGGAGCCUCUGGGGGCAAUUCCAGAUGUGCAGAAAAAAAUGCUGGCGGCUUAUGAUCUGAUGAUUCAAGAGAGCCGGUUUCUCAUAGAAAUGGCUGACACAGUCCAGGAAAAGAUUGUGCAGUGCCAGAACGCAGGGAUGGAGUUCCAUGAGGAACUUCAUAAUCUGGGGGCAAAGGAAGGCUUGAAAGGAAGAAAACUCAACAAGGCAACCGAGAGCUUUGCUUGGAACAUUACAGUAUUGAAGGGCCAAGGAGAUCUGUUGAAGAAUGCGAAGAACGAAGCUCUAGAAAACAUGAAGCAGAUCCAGCUGGCGUGCUUGUCUUGUGGCCUCAGUAAGGCCCCCAGCAGCGGCGCCGAGGCCAAGAGCAAGCGCAGCCUGGAAGCCAUAGAGGAGAAGGAAAGUGGUGAGGACAGUGGGAAGCUGUGACCCCGAGCGUGCCGGCGUGCUCGCCCAUCCUCUGUGUCAGCGUUUCUUUCUGCUCUUCUCUCCUUACGCUUUUUCAGAUGCUCACAGAAAGAUGCCAUCUAUGGGGUGUUGGACAUAAAGAUAUUUUCACAAUGUCAGUAUAUUAAUGUAGUUAAUUUAUGUAAGUUAAAAUGGUUAGUAGCAGUGUUUUAAAUUCUGAGAUGUGUACACACCCAUGUAUGGAUGUGUGUGUGUGUGUG